UAAAUUCUUUCGCAGGUACGGAAGUAUAAAUGAUGACAACAGGCCUAUAAUGGUAAAAGUUUGGAUUCCUUUUUUGGAUCCUGAGAAACAUUACAUAGUUGCCAAUUUAUAUUAUAGCUUCAUGACAACAGUUUUGGGUAUAAUAGAAAUUGCACUUGACUGCAUGAUUUUAUAUCCCAUAGUAUACUUUAUAUUUCGUAUAAAUAUGCUAAAGUAUGUUCUCCAAAACCCGGAAGAAUUUGUUGAAGACAAACGAAUGCAGUCCAAGGAAUACAAGUUUCACGAACUCAUGGUCAAAUGUAUUUCAGAACACCAAAGUAUCAUUCGAACAAUUCAAGAUUUCAACAACAUGAUGAAACAUUACCUACUCUUCGAUUUUUCGCUUCAUGCUUUGCAAAUUUCUGGUGUUUUUUUUUUCAUCGCAAAAAACAUGCUGAAUUCAAAUAAUUUCCUAAAUUAUGUUUAUGCGUUGAGCCUCUUAAUACAACUAUUCAUUUUAUACUGGUAUGGGCAGAAAUUGUUAGAUGAGAAUGAAUCUAUAUCGAAUGCAAUAUAUAUGAGUAAAUGGUAUUGUGAAGAUAUCAAAUCUCAACGAUUGAUUUUACUAUUGAUGCAGAGAUCACAAAAACCUCUAGGAUUGAUGAUUGGACCGAUAGGAAUAGUACAACUGGAAAAAUUCCUCAUGAUUCUCAAGACAGUUUAUACUAUUUUUACCGUAUAUUCAAAUAUGUAAACGUCAUAAGAAUAAUGAAAACAAAUCGAGAAUUUGGAACCAGAGCUGAAAUGAAACUGAAUAAAUCACCCAUCAUCUGCGAAAAUUAUUGAAUAAUCUCACUGAGUUUCAUAUCAAUGUACAACAGAAAAGUUUCAGAAUUGAUGUAGUUGCACUGCACACAAAUUUAAUAUUUUAUGACUCACAACGAAAUAGGUUCUAUUAGUAUACAUCUAUUUGUAUCAACUUUUUAUGUUCUUGUUCUCGAUGCACAUAAAAUAAUAUCUGACUCAGUGAUUCAAAAAUUAUUGGUCCUAAUCCUUUUGUUCUAUCUCUACUUCUCCUUUAUUUCUCUUUCUCUGCAUAUGAGAAGAACCGGCGCUAGGGCUGAAACGACAAGGUAGCCGUUUCAGGCGCCAUUUUGUGAGGGGCGGCAAUGCUACCCAGUUUGGCGGCCACUGAGUUAGUAUUUUUUCGUUCACUCAAUAUUUAUGAUAUAUACAUAUAAAAUUUGGUCAAUAGAAAAAAAUUUAAAAUAAAUAAUAAAAUUAACACAACAAAUCCGAAUUCCUAGAAGAAUGUAUCAAGAACAUUUUAUUGAUUUCAACGAAUUUCACAAAUGAUUUUUUAUCAAAUUUACUAAUAUUAAACAUCUUUGCAUCGAGAAUGUCUGCAACAUCUAUUCGAUUGUUGUUAUAUCUAACUAGUAUAGGCAGAAAGCUCAUUCGAAUUGAAAAUUAUGGUUCAUCCGCAUUAUCCGAUUGUUUUACUUGAUCAUCUUUAAGAAAAAAAAACGGAAUAUUCUAGUGUUUUAUG
Molecule: messenger RNA, 1528 nt
Organism: Harmonia axyridis
Lineage: Eukaryota; Metazoa; Arthropoda; Insecta; Coleoptera; Coccinellidae
Product: odorant receptor 49b-like
Exons: 5
Coding region: 50-733 (227 amino acids)
Biological process (GO): sensory perception of smell; detection of chemical stimulus involved in sensory perception of smell
Cellular component (GO): plasma membrane
Molecular function (GO): olfactory receptor activity; odorant binding
Source: RefSeq, a predicted model, not a curated record